GGACGGUAUGCGAGCAUUGCCCACGACCCAAAGAGAACAAUGGCUUGAUUAUGAGGCUAGUCAAAGCGGCCCUCAUGAUCGCUGCUUUAGAGGUAACAUCAAACUCUACGUCCCUCCCCCCAGGCUCGGCGGACCAUCGGCGUGACUGGCUAAGAAACAAUGAACAGCCAGCCCCGCAAUAGGAUUGCGUCGGGCGGGAUUAUCUUCUGCCCAUCAUCAAUGUCGCGUUACGAUAGCAAACCCCAAGCCCACACGAAGGGCCCGAUAGAACACGAGUCAGGCAUUGCGACAAGCGGGGCCCUUGGAUUACUGCGCGGCUCUUUGUCCUCAGCCUUGCUGGAAGUAUCUAUCCCUCAGGUCUGUUUCAGCAGACUGGAAGUCUAUUGCAUGACUGUGUCUGAUUUCUCCACAUCCCGCUAGCGGUGGCCGCCCUAGGAUGCGGCGAGUUGAUGACGUCCGGGACAUUGUUCUCUGCAGCAGAGUUCGCCAAGCAUGAAAGUCAG
Messenger RNA from Trametes versicolor FP-101664 SS1, 503 nucleotides. RefSeq lists its product as uncharacterized. The record is from RefSeq and is a predicted model, not a curated record. The transcript has 2 exons. Bases 160 to 420 code for a protein of 86 amino acids. NCBI's taxonomy places the organism in Eukaryota, Fungi, Basidiomycota, Agaricomycetes, Polyporales, Polyporaceae.